UAUAUGCGGAAAAUGUAUUAAAACGUUGGUCAGUGAUUCUGAUUCAGCAGAGAAGGCUUUGCUCUCCUCUCGUGGCUUGAUUUGGUACUGCGCAUGCGCGCACCGGGUGUAGAAUGUUGAGCAGAGCGGAGCGGAGUUGAGGAAAGAGAGAGAGAGGGAGACGCACACAGUGACGGAAUAAAUUCUCCAGCCCCGCGCCUCUGUCUAUUUAGUUGAGGUUGGACUCACGUCGUAGUCGGAGCUAUAACGAUGACGGAGCCGCAGUCUGCUCUGCUACUCAGGAGACAGCUGGCAGAAUUGAAUAAGAAUCCAGUGGAAGGAUUCUCUGCCGGUCUGAUAGAUGAUAAUGACCUCUACAGAUGGGAAGUUCUAAUAAUCGGUCCACCGGAUACACUCUAUGAAGGUGGAGUGUUCAAAGCACAUCUCACAUUUCCCAAAGACUAUCCUCUCAGACCUCCUAAAAUGAAGUUCAUCACAGAAAUUUGGCAUCCAAACGUUGACAAGAACGGUGACGUUUGUAUUUCUAUUUUGCACGAGCCGGGGGAGGACAAGUACGGUUAUGAAAAGCCAGAAGAGCGUUGGCUACCCAUUCACACAGUGGAGACUAUCAUGAUAAGCGUCAUCUCCAUGCUUGCCGAUCCUAACGGAGACUCGCCCGCCAACGUGGAUGCAGCAAAAGAGUGGAGGGAAGAUCGGCAUGGAGAGUUUAAGAGGAAAGUUGCCCGUUGUGUACGGAAGAGCCAAGAGACAGCUUUUGACUGAUCCUCAUUCAGCAGCUUGUAGCGUCACUAUUUUUCAGGGUAUCCAGUCGAGAAACAACAUGGCACUGUUUUCCUGCACUCUACCACCCUAUUGCCGGAUUCUUCUUGAUUGAGUGUUGGCAGAAGCAAGCUGGCAUCAUAAGGCUGCAAUAGAACAAUAACGGCUCGUACACAUACGGACGGAACGUGCCAAGCAAAUGCCAACAUCCACAAAAUAAAAGAGAAAAGCAUAACAUAAGAUGAUUACACAUUUCUACGCAAGUUUAUGAACUGAUACAACAUUCAGGAAAGAAAUUGUAAAGACCUGUAAAUAGCACAGACAUAAAAAAAUUCCGGAUAAUAUAUAAGACUCCUCGUAUCCAUCCAGCAAAAUAUUUAGUACCAAAUAAUUAGCGCUUUCUGUAGGUAGAAUAUGAGUCAUGUAAAGAAAAAAAAACCCUUAAACAGAAUGGUUAAUCAUCCCUUUCCUGCUCCUCCUCCAGCUUUUCAUGUAGUGUUCCAGUUCUUUUACAGGUCAUAUCGAGGGAGAUGUGUAGCGAUGGCAAGGGCCUUUUUUGCACCUCUUGAUUUUCAUUAAGCAAUGAGACUCAUAUAAAGAAACCAACAAGCCGGAAAGGGGUGUGUUCUUUAUCGGCAUGUAGUAUUCGAGGGAGGGAUUGAUGGGCGGGAAGGGUCGAUGGCGCUACUGAGGUUCAGCAUGUCGUAUCAUGGGCUGGACACUCGAGCUAAAUUAAUUGAUGUAAAGCAUGGGAAAUGUUUGUUUCUAAAACAAUCAAUAAGCAUUUGGAUUGGUUUUAACUUUAGGGGUGGGAUGGGGGCUGUGUCCCUGCUUUGGCUGUAGAGAAGUUCUAUUAAACUGUCCUGCAGUUGUGCUUGGCUCUGCGGUGAGUUUUCAGAGGUGGGACAGCUGACGAGGAAACCCAUCAGAUGUGAUAACCUGCAUGUUUAAGCUCAAAGGUUUUAAUUUUUUUUUUUUUCCUUCUUUUUUUUUUUUCUUUCUUUCAAAAGUGCCUCCAAUUUACAGUUGCUUGGCUUGUUGCACCUCCUACAUUGGAUUUGGAUCUGGAGCCAAAAACGUAAGAUGUCCUGACAUCUCUCUGUGCUCUUUCAGGCUCGUGUCGAUGUGAUUUUUUUUAUUUUAUUUUUUUCCCCUUUUUUUUCUUUUUUAAUCCUUUGUACCAGCAGUCAUGGAUUACUAAAGAUAAUUUGGUGUAGCAAUAACGGCCCCUUUUGACAACUGUGUGUGUGUGUGUGUGUGUGUAUUGUUCUAUUUCCCAGAUGUGUGAAGUUUCAAUAUCCGCUAAAAUUUAGAACCUGGUAAACCUUAAUGCAUUUGCCCAACUUUUGACAGAAUUCUUUUACAGGGCUUUGUUUUUCCUUUGUGUUGUCUUUGCUAGGAUUCGGUAAGCAUGCUUUAACUGUAGGUUUUUCCCAAGCAGUUUCUUGGAUUGUGUCCAGAAGGGGUGUGUAUGUAUGCGUGAUUGCGUGAGUGUAUUUGAAUGUUACAGAGUCAGAACCGCUACUCCCCACAAUCCUUUAUUCUCCGUUUAAUUUUAUUCUGGCGCCGACAGACUACUGCAGUUCUUUUGCCUAAUGUACAAAGACAAAAUACUGAUGUAUAUUUUUCAUGUUAUGGAAGUUGUCUCCUUCUAGUGAAUUCUUCUAAAAUAUAAUUUUUUUUCCAAUA
Silurus meridionalis is the source of this 2448-nucleotide messenger RNA. It is a transcript of the gene ube2g1a, whose product is annotated as ubiquitin-conjugating enzyme E2G 1a (UBC7 homolog, yeast). Bases 250 to 762 code for a protein of 170 amino acids. The record is from RefSeq and is a predicted model, not a curated record. Gene Ontology annotation, biological process: proteasome-mediated ubiquitin-dependent protein catabolic process; protein polyubiquitination. Gene Ontology annotation, molecular function: ubiquitin conjugating enzyme activity. The transcript has 6 exons. Lineage: Eukaryota; Metazoa; Chordata; Actinopteri; Siluriformes; Siluridae.